AUGAACCUUCAAUACUAAUAACAAUAGGAACUCAAAGUAAUAAAAUUAUCUCUAAACACAAGUUUUGAGGAAAUACCUUAUUAUAAUGAAAGACUUCAAAAUUAAUAAUCUGAGUAUUCUCCUUCAUACUUUUUACGAUGGAAUAGUAAUGAAUAAUUUAUCGAGAUAUCUAUGGGAAUGGAGGAAGAAUUAAAGUAAGACAUAUAUUAAGAUGAGACUAGUCACACAAAAGCAAAUUUUUUCGCAAAAAAUUCUAUUGUUGAAAAUCCUCAAAAUAAUGACUUCUAAAAUAAAGAUAGCACAUUUACUGAUGUCUUGCAAAACUAAUUUUCCUUUCAAGAUGCUUUUAACUUAGAGAGCAAAGAUAAAAACAUAGAGAGUCAAAACGAACUCAUAAAAUAAUAAGAAUAAACCUAAAACAAUACUUCUGGUUCUAGCGAUUAAAUUUUAUCCCCUUUUGAAAGCUUUCAAUUUUCCACUGAAAUUCGAUAAGAAAUUAAAAGUAACCAAAACAUUGAACCAAUCAUUAAAAAUUGCAUUAAUAUGAUUACUGCAAAAGUUAAAAAUUCUGAGAAAGGACCGUUACUUCAAUAUAUAUUAGAGAAUAGUGAUAUUCAGAAAUAAAAGCCCUUCUCAUUAGACAAGGAGAAAAAGUCAUAAUUAGAGUUAUUGAAAAAGGAUGUGUAAGGAAAACUUGAUGAGAGAAGACUUGAUGUCCUAUUAAAAUCUACUUUGAGAAAGAUCAGGUUAUACUAUCUUAAGAGAUUCCAAAAGAGUACUAAUUACAUGAAACUCAAAAAGAAAUAAGAUAUUAACUUUUUAGACCAAUGUAUCGAGCAAUUUAUAGAUUCUCUUUAAUUCUCUAUUGUUGAUAAUCUAGAAUAGUCAUUGAAGGAUGAUUUAAAAAAUCAUUUUUUCAAUAUCUAUGAAAAUAAUUCAGACCCAAAACUAAUGAGUAUUAUGAGGAAAGAUGAUAUGCUUAAAUAUGGUGUAUGGCACCUCAAGAGAGUCAGGAAUCUUGUCAUUAAUCAAAGUGUCCAUUAAAUUCACAUACCAUGA
Messenger RNA from Stylonychia lemnae, 1059 nucleotides. NCBI's taxonomy places the organism in Eukaryota, Ciliophora, Spirotrichea, Sporadotrichida, Oxytrichidae. The record is from the annotation of a GenBank genome assembly.